CCUAGCCUGGCUGGAAGUUCACCGUUUUGUGAAUAGAUUUAUGUGUGAAUUUUUUUGAGAUUUCGAUUUAUUUUAAGUUCUCAGGAAUGCAGAUCUUGUAUUUUCAUAAACUUAUAAUUUUAAAAUAGAUGAUAAGCACUCGUAACUAAUUAGAAAUUGUAAAUUUGCUGUGAAUCUAGUAAAGUGGUUCAAUUUUAGUAUUGAUCAAACGCAUCAUCCCAACCCAAAUAGGUCACACUCAGCAUUGGACUGACCGUGCAACACUUCAGACGUAUCCUCUCGUGUGUUACAGCAGUUUCGUUAAAGACUAGACUCUGUAUUACUAUUGUCAGAGUUUCUAGCCUUUGGCAACUCUGCGCUUUCCUCGCGGGUAUAUUGUGCUUCUAAAAUGCGGUGACUCGCCUAACGAAAGUCUACAGCGAGCGAUGGAUAAAAUCCAACUGUUGUAAAGCAUUGGAAUUUUAGUGCUAUCGCUAUUUGUGGACGAUCUUUCUCCGGCUUUUGGGUUUAGUUUGUGGUGAGCCUGCAAGGUAGUUAGUUCAAAAUGAGUGAAGCUGUAGAACCACCGACAAAGAAGCAGUGUGUAGAAAGAGAUACAGAUGUGGAUUUCUCUAAGGACAUGACAGACACAGAGUUUUCGGUGAGCGAGAACAAAUACACCAACUAUGUCAGCCGGGAUGAGCUGGAACGGCUACGGGAGUUCCAGGUGCUCGACGAGGUCCGCUCCAACGAUGAGGACAGCAAUGACGAAGACUCCGACAGUUCUGAUGGCAAGUCAGAAGGCCUCCCCGAGGAAGAGAUAGAGAAGAUGUUGGAGGAAGACCUGCCUGAGAACUUCAAGGGAGCGCCCAAGCCCAAGGAGAAGCCCUAUGUGACUAGACAAAAGAUCGUUCUUGAAGAAAAGGGUAUAAACCACUUCGAAGUCCUCCCGCUCGACUGGAUGAUGGUGCGCCACUACAGCGGCAUGCCGGUGUACAUGCACCGCAGCACCCGCGUCUGCACGCUCGCGAAGCCCUACAGCUUGGGCAAGGGCAACACCAGGAGACAUGACAUACCAAUCAGUGCGAUCCCCUGUUUAGCCUACAGAAAAGCAUUAGAAGAAGAGGCGAAGCAAAAAGAAAUAGACAAGAAAAUAGAGGAGCAAAUAAAAAACGGCACAUGGGUGAAUAACAUUAAGAACAAUGAGAAAGCCAAAAAGAAUACAGAAAAAGAAGUAAGCAAUAACGAAAACAAUGAUAGUCCGGUGAAUGCAAAAAGGAAAGAAAAUGCGAAGUGUCCUUUUAGUCAUAAACAUAAAGCAGCUUUGAAAGACGAUGAAAGUUUGGGUGAAAAUCAAAGUAAAAAUGUAGACGAGACACACAAUUGUGACAGUGAAAUACAAGAAGUUCCCGCUGAUGCAGAAAUGAAUGGAGAUGAAGAAAAAGAAGGGGUAAAAGAAGUCACCGAGAAUGAAGAAGAGAUACCGUUGAACAGACAACCGGUGGUUCUGCCUGGUGGGAUUGUGAUGCCUCCUCCAAGAGUGGAAACUGUCAACACUAGUUGGAAGACGCAGCAUUUGUCUCAUGAGCUGGUGAAUGAUUAUUGCAAGAAGCUGUUCAAAUUUAAAACCGUUAAUAUUAUGCAUUUCAAGCGUUGGGCAGACCGGCGUAAGUACACGAAGGCCCGCAAGGCGCUGCAGUUCCCCGCGCUGCCCGAGGGCACCAAACUCAUCACCAUCCCGGCACAGCCCGCCAACGGACAGGAAAAUGGUAAAGCGACGAAGCGCGACUGCGUGAUGAACAUGAACGGUCGUAGCUACUUGUCCGUGUUCCACGAGUACGUGCGCCGCGCGCUGCAGAAACAACCCGUGUACGAGUUCAAGCAGCUCGAAAACGCGUCGACGCCGUAUCAAGCGACGGUAUACAUCGGGGGCAUGCAGUACGGGGUGGGGCAGGGCUCCAGCAAGCGCCAGGCCAAGUCGGCCGCCGCCCGCGCCUCCAUACACAUACUCAUACCCGAGAUGAGGAACGAAUUGGACGCUGAUGCCCCGCCGAAAGACCUCAAAGCGGCUGAACAAGCGUCUGAUCCGGACUUCUCUUUCUUCGACUGCGUGGGCAUAGAGGACCCGCGCAUCACGGAGUUCUGCGCAGCGACGUGUGAGCCCUCGCCGCACGCCAUCCUCCGCACGUGUCUGCUCAGGAACUUCGGCGCCGGCGACCGACACAUACACACCGAGAUGAAGAAGCUCGAGUUCCAGAACAUCGAGCUGACGAUGAAAGUGGGGAAGCAUACGGCCACUGUGGUGUGCAAGAACAAGAAGACUGCCAAACAACGCGCUUCGCAGGCCAUACUGCAGGCUCUCCACCCGCACGUGCGCUCCUGGGGCUCCUUGCUCCGCCUUUACGGCUCCCGCUCUGUAAAGAGCUGCAAAGAGAAGAAGCUGGAAGAGCAGCAGAUCACUCUUUUACAAGACAAGGCCCGUCACAACGAACCCAACUAUGCAGUUUUGGAGAAACUACGACACGAGAUGAGGAAGCUUCGGGAGAGGGACGAAGCGGUGGUGCCUAUAGGGACUCUAGUGGUCAAAGAUGAUCUCCCAACACACUCGGGGUCGAAUCUCAACAACGUGGAGCUGUGACAAAAGGCGUUAGGUUGCGAGUGAAUGUUGUACGUAUGGCUGCUACAGUUCACUGGCGAUAUAACUACCAAGUUUUGAUGUUAUCAUGUGUUAUUAGAUUCUUUUUAUUUAGAAGCAUGGUCUUAUUAGUGAUGUAUAUACUUUAACACUUCCCGUAAAUAGUCAUAAUGUAAAAAUGUAAUGUGAUUGGGAUGAACGAACGAUAUUUUCCACAUUAGUAAGUCUUUUGAAUAUCCUUGUGUAUGUUAUGGACCGAGUAACAAAUAGGGAUAUUUUCUCAAUGCCCACAAAUUACAUCAGGAAAGAAAAAAAGAAUUAACAACUUAUUAAUUUAUUGUCUCGAAAUUAUGUAUAAAUGUUAUUGGUAGUUUUGUAUCGGUUCUUGUUAGCUCGUCGCUUUGCUCCUCAACCUACCUGACUUCACUACUACUUUUACGAUUACUAAAAAUGAUUCAACCGAUUUUCAAAUCUGGUUUUGUAACGGCCCACAGGCUGAGCGCCUCUAUAAGCCGACUUUGACUCAUAAAUAUUAUAACAAUACCCGGAUAAUUAUAUUAUAGUUAUUAUCUCAUUAUGGACAUACAGUCUCCCUAUAAAGAGUAGAGAAAUUAAACGAACUUAUAUUUUUGUGUAUUUUUUUGUUGCAAUACCAAAUGUAAUGGUCAAGACUGGCUGAACACUCACAAGAACAAGAUAGCGACCACAAUUAUUUUCUAUUAUUUAUUAGAUUGUAACUAAAACUACGUGGGUAUUUUUAAAAGUGCCCUAUUAAGUACUUGGUCCAUGACGUACAUAUUGGACCGUAGUAUUCUCAUAAUUAUUAAUAAAAAAAACUGCUUUGAUAAAAAAAAAACUUAGCUUGUAAGUACAUACUUAGGUCUUCAAUAAGUGAUAAAACUUGCAUCAAUUAGGAUAUAAGUAAUUUGAUCUAUAUUUACUAAGUUAAUAGUGAUAUUUGUUCGGCUACCUGUGGCAUAGAACAAUGAGUCCCGUGGCGAUUUGUGGAACUAUAAAUAAUAUAUCGGCCAUGUUGUUGUUAUCAGCGACUGUGGCGUCACCUAUGCGGGAAGUUUUUCUUGUCAUGGACUUUAAGUUGCGCACGGUUUCGACUAGAUGUCGCCUUUGUACGUGAAAAUAGUAUUCAGAAUUUGUAUAUACAAUGAACAUAGAUGUUACUUAAAACCUAAUUAACUAAAUACUACUAAACAGAACAAAUAACUUUUUGACGUAAAGUACAUAUAUGGCUAUCUCUUUCAUCUGUUGCCCAAUCGUUCCAUCUUGCGCGGGGAAAUGUAUAUUGCGAUCAAACCACAGCGAUUUGUCUUCUUGAAAUCUUUCAUCAAAAGGUUCUUAGGAGUGCGGGCUGCAGUAUGAUCUUCAUGAUGGAAACUGACAAAAUUCAAUUUGAAAUAUAUUUUUUCCCAUCAUCUGUCUUGUCAACAGCAGCGACGCCGGCACCGCUUCAAUAAAAUGUUUUAAAAAUAGAACGUUAUAUUCAAAGCGGAUCAAGUUAAAGCCGUGUGCACUGUAGGCCAACGAAUGUAUUUCUAUCUCUUUUUAACUCUAUAACAAUAUGCUAUAACUAAUUUUGUUUAUCUAUGUCUAGAUUAUUAUCUAUUUAUCUAUGAUCUGUGAAUUAUGUAAAUUAUGAGCUUUAUGUAGAGUACGAAAAUGCGUUAAGUUGAAUUAUUUCAUAGAAAAUAUAAAGCAGUAAUAUAUUUUAUAUAUGUGAAAAUAUGUAUGUUUUGUAGCGUCUUAACACGAAGUCCGUUUAAGAUAUUAGUAAAAUUACGCUCCGGCAAUAUGACCUUCAUUGAAAUGUGAGCUUUACAUCGUCCUUUUAAGACAUAAUUUACAUUAACAAGAUGCUCUCAUCUUGUUAAUGUAUAAGCGGCUUGUUAGCUGUCAACUCUUUGACAGCUAACAAGCCGCUUAUAUGUUGUCAAUGUAAAGUAUGUCUAAAAGAGACGAAUUAAAGCUCACUUUUCAAUGAACGUCAUCUUGCCGUAUAGGAGUGGAGCGGUAGAAGUGUGCUAUGACCUUUAGUCCUCAUAGUACAUACGCGUGUACGAAGCUGUCUAGUCUAGAGUGUAAUUUGCACUAAGAAUCCAGUCUCAUUGCUCUCCGUCAUCCUCCGUUGCUUAACGUCGACGACUGACGAAUGACAACGCACGUCAAUGUGAAAACAUAUGUGAAACUAUAAAGCGACAAUGCUCUGCGUCGACGCAACGGAGCGUAAUGGAGCAAUGGGCCUGGGCCCUAAAAGGCCAUCUUUAAAUUACGUCACACGAAUUGUAUUACUUUUUCACUCCUCACAGCUGGUCAUAUUUGUGAGACUCAGAGUGUGACAUCACAUAUUUUCAACUAGUUUUUAUUUUAUUUAAAAUGUGACGUCACGAACUUUAAGACCCAUCCUAGCUUCUUAUCAAUGUUACUCUUGAUUCUCUCCCUCUUUAAGUGUGGCAUAAUUUGUGGAUGAUACUUAAUAAUAUCCCUUAAGUUAUUUUAUAUAAAAUAUAGAAUUUCUCUAAACAACGUUCAUAAAUAAAUACAAUGAUUGAUUGAUUGAUUGAUUGAUUGAUUGAUUGAUUGAUUGAUUGAUUGAUUGAUUGAUUGAUUGAUUGAUUGAUUGAUUGAUUGAUACAAAACGGCGAAAAAAGCUGUAUUAAAUUGUAACAUGUGAUAGAAGUAACUUGAAACCACAUUAUUAGAUAUCUUGAAACUUAAAUUUAACAUAGCUAAAUUAUUAAUUUCUAAAGAGAGUUUAGGUAUAAUAUGUUAUAGCGAUAAUAAGCAAGGGACCUUUAAGCUAUGGAAUGCUAACAUCUUAUCAAACAAAAAUUCGGUGCUUAAUCAAUGUUGGUAUAAUUUUAUAAAUGCGAACUUUAAUAAUACGUCUUGUAAUCAAUUCACUCGAUCGACAACAAAAUUUAGAUAUAAGAUUUAAGUGUUCGAUGGCGCGUAGGGAAUAUUGCGCGAAGCUCUCACUAGAUGGCGUCAGGAUAUAGGAUAGUUGCUUGUGUAUAAAAUGAAAUGUAUAAAUUCACAUAAUGAAUCACUAUAAUCAAACGUCACUUUCAUUGGUCAAGUUUAUUUAUAGUAACAUUUGGUAGAUAUGUGUUUGUUCUCAUUAAAGUGUAAUUAAAACGCUUUUUGACGUCUCUUGUGAUGUCAUGCCUCAUAUAAUUUUGUUAUUGACACUUGAUAAAAAGUAUCUGUUUUGUUUUGAUUUGGUUUGAUGGCAACAAUUGUAUCAUAUUAGGAGAGCCAUGCUCGGUUGCGUUCGUUGACGGAUCAACGCAGGACGUAAACAUUGUAUAUUGGACUGUCGACUUACUUCAGUGUCAAAACCAAUAGAAAAUAAUGGAGCAUUUUCGAGCAAUGUGGCAUCUCUCUUAGGAUGUAGUGUGUGUGUAAAUAAUAAAUGAAACUAAUAUGGAAACGAAUGGCGUACAAGUUUUUGCACUUAUCAAAAUAAUAGCGAUAUAUAAAAUAUUUAUAAUAUUUGGGCUGAAAUAUGUUGUAUAGAUGUUAAGUAUUACAAAACUUUAUAAUAGUAUUUACGGUCAAAGUAAACAGUUUCAGAGGUCUUAGUGCGGGUUUGUGUUUCACUUCUCACUAUCGAGUCGAUUCAAAAUGAGACGCAGUGAACCAAUUACAUUUCGUUGCACAAUGGCGCGAUGUGAUUGGUUCGCUGUCUCUCACUUCGAAUCGACUCGAUGGUUAGAUGUAAAUAGCAGCCGCGCUGGGCACAGUGCUCGUAACCACAGCUGUCGAGACCAUGAAGUCCAACCGAGUAGGUUUGUUUGUGAAAUCGUCAUUAACGUAAGUUUACUAUAAGAUAAUACUUAUCUAUUUUGUUAUUUGUAGGACUCGAGACAAGCAAAUAAGUACUUUUGUGCAUUAUGGCAAGCAAAUAUAGUUAUAGUGUAUAGUUCUGUCUACGCGUCAAAGAGUGGACAAAAGCAAUAUGUAAUUUUGCUUUAGCAACUUCGGAAGUUCAGAGCCGUUCGAAGUGAUUAUUGAGAUGGAUAUUUAAUUAAUUUAGCGCUUAAUGUGGAUCUGCAAUUCACAUCUCACUUUUUUUAAUCGAGUCGGAAUUGCUAUUCAGACGGCGUUCGACCAAUAUGCGACCUGUUGUCAUGUCCCUACUGCCUCACAUCCAGCACUAUGGGGGACCUGAGACCACCGACAGAGCGAUCAGCAUGAUCACAUCUCAUUAUCGAAGUUCAAAUUCAAAAUUUAAUAAUUUAUUCAGAAUUUAUACCUUCUCAGGCACUUUUUCACGUCAAUUUUUAAUUUAAAUAGUAAUUUCUCACAUGCUACAAAGUACUGGAAUUUCGGAACGACCACUGCUGAGAAGAAAUGCCGAAAGAAACUCAUUUGAACAGUGUUGAUCCCUAUCAUGCCAGUAGUGAGACAGAUAACCAAUCGCAGUAUUGUGACGCGACGACAACCACACUACGAUGUGAUUGGUUAGCUGAGAUCGAUAGUGUGAUGUGAAUUGCAGACCCACACUAAGCUAUCUCUCGUAAGAAUCUUCAAUUGGAUGUCUAAAUCAACACAAAAAUGAGUCAACAAAAUUUUUUUAUAGUGUGAGAAGUAGUUAUGUCUUAGAUUACGCACUAUAUAAGAACCGGUGAAUGAAAAUAAACGAAUGACUGAAUAUUUGUCUGAAUAUAGUAGGUUAAUUAUUAUUUAUAAAAUAUUACGCAAAAGUUUAAACUAUAUUGCCUAACAUGGAGACAUUGAUUAAUACAAAUUUGGCAAUACCCAGUGAUUAUUUAAAAAAAUAUAUUUUUUAUCAAUACAUAUUAUCAAUGUGAUGUAACCGAACAUUUAAAAAUUUACAUUUAGAUAAUAUUAAAUUUAGAUUCAUUGUAUAACAAAAACCAUCCUAAUAAUAAUAUAGUAAUAAUGUUUAGUCUCAUGUCUAGUUGGGAUUUAACAAUUUACGUCAUUAGACAUAUAACCUAUGAAAAUCAUAUAGCAGGCGAGGGCAGACAUUACUUAGGCUUCAUGUAUCUAGUGCUGAAUUAUCGCCAAUAAGGAUUUCGCAACAAUGCGUUUUGCAAAAUGUAAAAAAAAAAAACUUUAAAAAAUAUAUCUUAUUAACCUUAACCCUCGCGUGAGAUUACUACGCCACAAUUGAGUAAAAUGUAAUGAAAAUUUCAUACGCUCCUAUUUAAUUGUUGGUUCAUAUGCAAUAGAGAGUUGGCGGUGGUGCGAUAGAGACGGUAUGAUAUUUCCUUAAUACGUAUUUAGCUAAAAUAUGACACUAAAGAUGUUAACAUUUUGCGCAACGCACAUGCAAAAAAUGUGUGUUCAUUUUGCGAAGAGCACAAAUACGCGUCAGAUCCGACAUAAUACAUGCAGUACAACAAUUAUGAAUAUACUGUCAUUGAUAUAGUAUUUUGUAGCUGUUGAUCAUUACUUAUUUUUAUAGCAAAAUGACAUUAAUCGAUGUACUUGCUAUAUAUAUAUGUAGGUAUAUAAGUUAAUGCUAAAAAGAGAUCCAUAUAAAUGAACUUUUUUAAGUCUGUAGAAUAUUUAAUUUAUCAUUGUCGACAAUGUAAUAUGUAGUGAAUUUUCGACAAAUUUUUUAGCUUAAAUUAAAUCUAGAUUGACGAAAGGUAUUAUACACCGUAAAUUUUUAAUUAUUCCAUAAAAUAAAUGGGGCUAUCAGUACCUAUUACUGAUAAUAUGUGCAUAAAAAUCGAAAUCCAAAAAAUCAGUAAUCAUUGGUUAUAAUACUUGGAGUGUGCCACCUGAGUUCGUAGUCUUCGCUUCAUAGUCAAGGUAGGUUCAGUACAGCGGUUCACACAAAGUCUAUUUUCAUUGAUAAUUUUUUUUAUUUAUUUUUUGCCUAUGCCAGGGUCAUUGCACGCGAGAGCGAGAGAACACGAUAAACUAUGAAUUGGAAUAAUUUGAGUUUAAACUACGUCCGUAAAUUCAUUGAUAUUUUGGGAUAAACGCAAACCUAAAUUUUGAUGACUCACAUGUAUUAAUAGGGUCUUUAAUAUUUUUUGGCAUAAUUAAAAAUGUAUGGUGCAUUGUAGUAUUUGGGCCAUUGUGUGUCAGUAAUUUUUGAAAUAUGAAAUUUUAUUCGAAACCCACAACGUGAGUUAUUUUCGAAGCGUCAAAGUAAAAUAUUUUAUUAUAAUUAUAUUAUGUAUGUAAGUAGCUUAAAAGGUAUACACCGAAUUAUCAUUAAUGUAUGUGCUGAGUUUUUAAGCUGUUACUUUUUCAUUAUCGUAUUACUUGGCUCCGUGCAAGGCAACACCUUUGCUUUAGAUAAAUAAUCAACAGCUUAUCCGAUCUUUGAUUAUCAUAUGCUGUUGUUUUUUGUAUUAUUUAUGAUCUAAAUGCAUUUGUUCAAAAGCCCCGUCACGAAAAGAUUAAUGAAGUACAUCAACAAAGUACUAGUUUACUAAAUUCGAUCAUAUGGUUUUGAUCUUUUAGAUAUACGUAAUUUUAUUUAAUUUUAUUUUGCACAUUUAAUUACCCGACCGUGGAGAUAUAUGUUUUUAAAAAUACUUAAUUUAGAAAAGUUUUAUUUCGUAUUUUUUAUUUUAUCCAAUUAUUGUGAAACACCUUAGCUUUUCGUGGCGGGGCCUAUUCAUUAUUUUCUUGUGUCAAUCAAUGUGUUGAACAGACCUAUGUCAUUAGACUGCCUCUAGGGCGUCCUGUCUUGCGCGUCCCUUAUGAAAUUUUUAACGUGUUUGCGCAAAGGAAAUACACCCUUGAAUUUAAAUUAUUUUCUGUGGCUGUGAUUACAACCUUUUUGAGGGUGUGUUCUGCGCCUGAUUCAUACAAGCUCAGCGUCGCGUCGCGUCACGAAGCGUUUCGCAGCUCACGUAGGACAGGCGCUAGGCAGCAAAACGCGAUAGACAUAUAUUAUUUUUUGCCUAGAUUUAGAUAGCUAUUUUCAUUAUUAUAUGUUAAGGGAAUAACUUUUGUAUGACGAAAAUGUUUUACCAUAUUUAUGCCGGGAAAUAAAAGUUGUCAAGGUA
Molecule: messenger RNA, 9630 nt
Organism: Plodia interpunctella (Indianmeal moth)
Lineage: Eukaryota; Metazoa; Arthropoda; Insecta; Lepidoptera; Pyralidae
Gene: pasha
Product: partner of drosha
Exons: 12
Coding region: 545-2617 (690 amino acids)
Biological process (GO): primary miRNA processing
Cellular component (GO): microprocessor complex
Molecular function (GO): primary miRNA binding; heme binding; double-stranded RNA binding
Source: RefSeq, a predicted model, not a curated record